AUGGCUACCAAGCUUAAACUCGUCCUCAACCCCAAGUACCAGCGCAACGGCCGCAAGUCGUAUGUGCAUUUGCUUCGCAAGUACAGAUUUGACCCUACCCUGCCUGGGCCAUUCUUCCAUGCCACCCGCGUUACUCAGCAGGGUAAAUUCACGGCCCAGGGCCAGCCUCCUGUCGGAGGCCGUGCCCACGUUAAGCGCAUCUUGCAGAAGAAGACAGGCGACCAGACCGGUGAUGUUCCUUCAGAGGAUGUCCAGAAUGACACCGAGUAUCUGGCCCAAGUGAGCAUCGGGACUCCUGCCCAGACUUUCAAGUUGGACUUUGAUUCUGGCUCUGCUGAUCUAUGGGUUUGGUCGACUGAAUUGCCAUCUGGUACCAAGUCGUCUGGGUCAAGCCACUCUAUUUUCGACCCUUCCAAGUCGAGUACUUGGAAGGCCACAUCAGGCGAGACCUGGCAGAUCUCCUAUGGAGACGGCUCGUCUGCAUCUGGUGAUGUCGGUACAGAUGUGCUCAGUCUCGGUAAUCUAGAUAUCAAGAACCAGGCUAUCGAAGUUGCAAGCACUUUGUCAACCGAGUUCCAACAGGGAACUGGAGAUGGUCUUCUUGGCUUGGCUUUUGGCAGCAUCAACACAGCCAAGCCCAACCAAGUCAAGACCCCAGUGGAGAACCUGAUAGCCGACAACCUGAUUCCCCAGAACGCUCAGUUGUUUACUGCUCAUCUCGGUGCAGCUGCUGAAAAAGGCGACAAUUCUUUCUAUACCUUUGGUUACAUUGAUCAGGACACCGUCAGUGCUACCGGCAAUAAGAUCAGCUAUGCUCCCGUCGACAACAGCCAAGGUUUCUGGACCUUUGAUUCCACUUCGGCCACUGUGAAUGGCAAGACUAUCAACCGUUCAGGAAAUACUGCCAUUGCUGACACCGGUACCACUCUGGCCUUGGUCGAUGACGACACUGUCAAGGCUAUCUACGAUGCUAUUCCCAACUCCAAGUACGAUAGCAACCAGCAGGGUUAUAUCUUCCCAACCAACACAACUGCCGAUAAGCUUCCUACAGUUACAUUCGCUGUCGGCAAUACCCAAUUUGCAGUGCACAAGUCCGCUCUGGCGUUCGCUGAUGCUGGUAAUGGCAAUUCUUUCGGAGGUAUACAGUCGCGUGGCAACAAUCCCUUUGACAUUUUGGGCGACACUUUCCUCAAAGGCGUCUAUGCGAUCUUUGAUGUCGGAAACACCCAAUUUGGUGCGGUCCAGAAGCCAGACCCUGAUGUAACUUCUUCAUAG
This is a messenger RNA of Talaromyces proteolyticus, 1275 nucleotides long. RefSeq names its product putative aspartic endopeptidase. The record is from RefSeq and is a predicted model, not a curated record. Gene Ontology annotation, molecular function: aspartic-type endopeptidase activity. Gene Ontology annotation, biological process: proteolysis. The transcript has 3 exons. Lineage: Eukaryota; Fungi; Ascomycota; Eurotiomycetes; Eurotiales; Trichocomaceae. Bases 1 to 1275 code for a protein of 424 amino acids.